CCGUUUGGGCUCCAGACGUUUCCGCGGAACGCUCGUGCUGAGCGCGCCAGAUCCCGUGCAUUGGCCAUUCCUGCCGGCAAAAUGUCCGCCGCGAGCCUCGUAGGCGAGGUUGAGCAGGGCCGUGUCGAGGGGUCACCCGUCAGCAGGGUGUCGGCCCAGUACGUGGAGCUGGAGAAGUCGGACCCGCUGCUAUCGGAGAACCCGCAGCGCUGGGUGAUGUUUCCCAUUCAGCACGCGGACAUCUGGGAGAUGUACAAGAAGCAUGAGGCCUCCUUCUGGACUGCGGAGGAGAUCGACCUCUCGCAGGACAACAAAGACUGGGACGCCUUGGCGCCUCAAGAGAGGCAUUUCAUCAAGCACGUCCUGGCCUUCUUCGCGGCCUCCGACGGCAUCGUGCUGGAGAACCUCGCGGCGCAGUUCUCCACGGAUGUGCAGGUACCAGAGGCCAGAGCUUUCUACGGGUUCCAGAUGGCGAUGGAGAACAUCCAUUCGGAGACCUACUCCCUCCUUAUCGAGCAGUACAUCAGGGACCCCGAGGAGAAAAACAUGGUCUUCAAUGCAAUCAGCACCAUGCCGCCGAUUCGGGAGAAGGCGGAGUGGGCGGUGCAGUGGAUGAACCACGAGAACAGCUUCGCUGAGCGCAUCAUCGCCUUCGCGGCCGUGGAGGGUGUCUUGUUCAGCGGCUCGUUCUGCGCGAUCUACUGGCUUAAGAAGCGUGGCUUGAUGCCAGGCCUUACGUUCUCAAACGAGCUCAUCUCGCGGGACGAGGGCUUGCACGCAGAGUUCGCUUGCCUCCUCUACAACAAGCUGCAGAACAAGCUGCCUGAAGACGUUGUGCACGGCAUCGUCCGCGGGGCCGUGGAGGUGGAGCGCCGCUUCAUAUGCGAGGCUCUCUCGUGCGACCUGAUCGGCAUGAACAAUGAUCUGAUGACGCGGUACAUCGAGUUCGUAGCCGACCGGCUCCUCACGGCGUUGGGCCAUUCAAAGCUGUUUAACGCUACCAACCCGUUCGAUUGGAUGGAGCUUAUCUCGCUGCAGGGGAAGACUAAUUUCUUCGAGAAGCGUGUCGGCGACUACCAGAAGGCGGGCGUGAUGUCGUCGACAAACGCCGGCUCGGAGGAGAGCAAGGGCUUCGCUCUGGACGUCGACUUCUGA
This is a messenger RNA of Prorocentrum cordatum, 1155 nucleotides long. The record is from the annotation of a GenBank genome assembly. NCBI's taxonomy places the organism in Eukaryota, Dinophyceae, Prorocentrales, Prorocentraceae.